UGAGAAAUCUUCAAGUCCUGGUUGGCACGAAGGUGCUUUUCUUCAUUCCGCAAUGGGGCUUAAGCCUCUAGAAUUCGAGGAUUGCAUUUUGGAUAGUCCGUAUUUUCGCGAGAACAUUCAUGAACAUGAACGAGAACUCGAGCGAACGAACGAGGCCAUCAAAGGCCUUAUCAAAGAAUGCAAGACUUUACUGAAGGCCUUUGAAAGUAAGUGCUCUUGUUCUAUUCCAAUUUAGUUUGUGUAUUACAUUUUUGAUGACGCUUAAAAAUUCGCGGAGGUCUUUGAAGUGAAUGCCUCACAAGAGAGCUGGACAGCAGCAGACCUGAUAACCCCGAGGCAACUCGACUUCCUGCAAAAGUACGAAAUAUAGUGAACUUUAAAGAAAAAAAUAUGCCACAGAUCUUCGGCGUUGCAUUUGUUAUGUGAUCGUCAAUUUUUUGUUUUUUUGUAGAAUCUGUUUUCGUUUUAAAGCGCAGCGAUUUCAAGAAUUAAAAUAAGCUUGAUGUUCCUGUCAAAUGAGGUCGUCAAUUUUAUGACCCCUUGUAGGAUUAAUUUCCUGGGCUGCAAUUGAUGCACACAAAAUUUUGUUUCGAAGAAAUUUCACCUUACCGAGAUCGAGCUAUUUUUUCUCUUUCUUUUAUUGAAAAUUUUACAUAGUUUGUUACAUUAUAUUUAAUUUUAAUUUUCGGCCACUGUACAUCUUAUAAGACUUGUGUCUGAAUGUGAUGAUUGAGCAAAAUGGAUAAAAGCGUACGUUUAUUUGAAACCAUUUUUUUUAAUGAAAACUUAUGUUUUUACUUCGGGGAGUUCUCUAUUUGUGUCUUAUAUAAAUAAAGCUUUGAACAUUAGAGUUCUUUAUAGGGCCCGGUAGUAAAAAAUUAUUUCAAAUUUAUCUCAUAAUUUAACAAUAAAAACAUUUACCCGAAGAAGCUCCAAAGGAAGUUGAAACCCUGUCCGAUCAUCCGUCCAAUACCACUGUAUGGGCAUUCCCUUGUAGAUGUUUAGAAGCUAUUUUUCAAAUUUGUUUUUGUAAUAUUAUUGUUUACAAAAUCGGCUCAUAUAAGCAGAAAUUUUAAAAAGAAUUCCUGAUUUCCCGAUUUUGGCUUUGUUUAUAACGGGCAAUAAAGGAUAUUUGUGAGAUGAUCGUUAUGUUUCAUGUUUACUAGAUUCUUUAAAUUUUACACCUUUAGAUUUUCAGCAGUGAGUAGAUUUGUAAUGAAUUUUUUGUCCUUUUUUUCCAUCAAUUAUGUAAUCAGCAAGAAUGUUUUUGUUGUUUUGAAUUAAAGGGGCAGGCUUAGGUACCGUUUAUCUUGGAAAAUCACAAAUCAGCUACAAAUUGUUAAAGCCAUCCUUGAUUUAGUGCAAGCAUUGCAAAUAUUUUGUUAACAUUCAGUUAUCUUAUUUGCUUACAUAAAAUUUAGGGAUCCUAUGUAUACAUUGUAUUAUUACAUUGUAUACCUGGUAAGCAAAUGACAAGAAAUUCUUCUUUGUCAUUUUUCUUGUACAUUAUUUCAUUUUCAUUCAUUUGUUCACUUUAAUAAGUGAAAUGCAUUACAGCAUAUUUUUGGUAGGGCAAAACUAUGAAAAAGAAAGUAACACCAAAGUAAAAUAACAAAAUAGCAACAACAGAUCAGCUGUAAAAUACAGUAAGUAUACAAGGGCACUUUUUUAUGUGAAGAGUGAUUUUGUAGUCACCUUGUGGGAUUUGCUGUAGCCUUAAUUGCCUUUUAAUUUUAAGUCUUUUAGGAGUGAAACCACAUUAAAAUCAUCACCAGAAAUCAGCAAGCCAAUACAUUGCUGAUUACAAGUUUAUAGCAAGUAGUACAAAAUUAAUAGAGCAGGAUUCCUUUUAAGUAACCAAGUCCUUUGAAUUCAAGUCAGAAAAAUAUGUGGAUUUCAACAGUCACACUAAAUAUUAAAGUACUUUUGGGUCCUUGUAAAUCCGGAUGGUGGGUAGCUAGUGUGCUAUAUUGUGUUUAUUGUAUUGCAUUUUUAAUCUGCUCUAUUUUGUUAUUUUGUUGAUUGUUGUCUGUAACGUCAAAAUGUGUUGCAACUUUGAUAAGCACGUAAACUGUCUGAAUAAUAUUAUUGCUUCCUCACUCUAUCUAUAAUCUAAUUUGAUUGCUUACUUAGAAGUCCUCCUAUAUUUUUUCCUGUGCACUCUCAAACAAAUAUACCUUAAAUUUGAAUAGGGGUCUUGAUCAGCUGAUUUGGGAGAAAAAUGUCCCCUUCUUCAAUAUGAAAUAACAUGAUUACCAUGCAUCCAUACUCCUUUGGUAAUAUCAGAGCAGUGUGCUCUUGUAUGUAAAGGCUUUAUUUGUUUGCGCAGUACAAGUUUAGAGCUCAGAUGUUACUGGUUAUACUUUUAUAUGACAUUAUAUUAUAUGGUUUUUGCUCUUAGAGCCUAGCAAUAUGGUUAGAAUUGCUUGGUACAAAGUUAACUGUUUUUGAUAUAGUAAUAUCAAAUGGAUAGAGUUUAGGGGAUAGUGGCACUGACAUUAAAAAUAACAGACAAUAUUCAUUUGUAGAUUUUCAAACUCAAUACCAUGUUGUGAAGAGCUGUGAAAUUUUUAUACUGUUGUUACAAGUAGGAACAUUUGGUGGCUUUUAGUAACAGAAUCUACAUAAAAAUAACCAGAAAAAUUGCAGAUUUAUAUUAGUAAUGUACUGAAAUGAAACAAAAUGUACUAAUUUUAAGGUUUUCAUACUGUCUAUCUUGCAAAACAAGGAAUUUUAUUUUAACUUGAAUUAAGUCUUCAAACUAACAAUAAUAGAAGUUUCUUGGAUCAACAAGAGUAACAAAUUAUUAAUUUUGUAUUCCUUUGUUUUCUGCAUAUAUAUAUAUUUUGUUUUAAUAAAAUGUUAUUUCAGUCAUCAAUUCUAAUUUAAAAUAUGACUUUUGCCAUUUUAUUAGUCUGUUAUUCUAUUAGUUUAUGAUAAAUUAUUUAUAGGUUGUACAGCUGUUGAAAAAAAUUACAAAUUAUAAGUGCUUUUAAUAUGUCAAAGGACAUGUACAUGUACUUGCUUUACGAAUUAUUAUUUGAAACCUAAAACGUAUAUGUAUGUUUAAAAAUGACACUAAAAGUUGUAGGUAAGUGACAAAAAAUACAGUCAGUUAAAUAUUGAUUGGUGGUACAUUUUUAUGUGCAAAAAUAUCUUUUAUACUACAUUAAUUUUAUUAAAUGCUACACUACGUAAGUUUUUGUACAUGAUUGUAGUCAUGUACUAUUUUGAAAUAGUCUCUUAGCAGUUUAUUGUAGGAUUAAAACAAGUUUUCCAUGUUAUGGAAAGUGGACCCCUCCUCUACUUCACUCCUGGAGGUGAUGAUUAGCAAACCAAACCACAUUAAUUUGCAAGAUAACAUUGAAACUGUCAUUCCAUGGACCACAUAUUACCUGCCAGUCUAGUAUUGUACCAAAAUAUCUAAGGUCAUUUGUAUAAGCUGUCAAAGGUUACUUUCUACUAACACCUGCAUUGCUAGAUGGAGAUUGGGUACCUAGAGUUUCCAGGGGCUUCCACUUUUGGCAGCCAGCCCCUAGACUGAAUACAUGGCUAGCCCAACGGUGCAACCCAGCCAUUACCCCCCACAAAAAAGGAUAAAAAACAAAACAGGCACCCAUCACAACAGGAAGGGGAGGGGAGAAAAAACUGGAAGAAAGUAACCUCGUGUCAGGGGAAAAUGCGGCACAAAGGAAAACUACACAUGCCACUGAAUAAGGUGAAACAUGUAGCAAGCUACUAGGCAUGCACAUGCUGAUAACUAUCGACCACUAGCACUGAAGGUGCUUUUGGUUGAAAGUUAGUUACUUAUCUGUAGUUACUCGGCCUAAAGUUACAAGUGUUUGCUCUAUACCUGUGCAUCUUUUCUAGAUUUAUCAAAGGCACAGAGGAGUUUUGCCCAAGUACUUAACGACCUUAGAUUUGAGUACAUUGGUGAGGUUGAAACAGAUGAUGAAAUGCUGAUUGGUGAGUAUUUAACCACAUCCUUUUUGUAGGAGAAAACUUAGGCAUUUUUAUAAAACAGUUAGGUUGAAUUUAUGGAGAUCUGGAUACUGCUUCUGAUUGGUUGUGCCAUGAGAGAAAUUUGCCUCAACGAAGUGAAAGCACUCCCCAGAUCUGAGAAGUGAUGCGUCAUCAGUAUGGAAUUUCUGCAGUCAUUGCUCAGACGUCAUUUCAUGGGGAACACCAUUUGUGGUGUCGUGAAAUGCUGGCUGUUUUCUCACACUUAUUUAUGAAUGGAAAGGGCCAUUUUGUGUCAAUAAUUCACCUGGGUUUUCUUUCUCAAAUUUUAGCGGAUGCACUGAAGGAAUUUGGCAGAAUGAUUGAUGGUGUAGAAGAUGAAAGGGACAGAAUGGUAUGUGUAUAGCUUGUUUGUCUUGAAGGGCUUGAAAAAAAACUUGAAUUUCAGCUUGUCCAUUGGGCAAGCAGCUCUCCCAUUUUGCUUGCCCAGGGACACUUCUUGCUUGCCUUAGUUCAUGAUUUUGUUAGAGGAUGAUUUGUUUCAAAGUUACUUGCCCAGCAAGAAAAUCUAAGUGUCCCAGACUACCAGACGGGGCUUUUUUGAGCCCUUUAAUUGAUUUCAUCUCCAACCAAUUACUUUAACCAGUUUUCUACUAGUAACCUGUUGCCGCUGUGCUUGCACUGAUUUCUGAUACAUGUACAUCAACAACUUUGUGCAUAAAUAUCAUAUGCACUCACUUUCCAUGUAGUAUUUAUUAUGAUGCUGUGGUAAUAUUUAAGUGUUUCAGAAGUUGAAAUUGUUGUCCAUUUUUUGUUUCUCUGCAGUUAAACCAUGCUAAUUCCCAAUUAAUUGUGCCACUGGAGACAUUCAGGAAGGAGCAGAUUGGUGGUGCGAAGGUAGGAAUAUCCCUUUCAAGAAUAAUAUCAGCCGUAGUAAAAAAUAGUUGCUAAGAAAUUCAUUUUGAAAAUAACAAAAAGGUUAAUAAUGACAGAGUGAAGAAUAAUAAUAAUACUUACAUCAACAACAAUGAUAAUAGUAACAGUAACAAUAUUUAUACCAUUGAUGUAGUUAUAUUUUUUUUGUAGGAGGAAAAGAAGAAAUUUGACAAGCAGACGGAGAAAUUUUGUCUAUCGUUACAAAACUACCUAAACCUAUCUUCAAAGAAAAAAGAUUCUAUUUUGACAGAGGUGAGAUUUUCUUUAUUGGCACAGGAAUGGUAAAAUGAUAAAUAAUGCUUUCACCUUUGUUUCUAGUUGAAGUGUGCUAAGCUGCUUCAGUUAGUUCACUUGACCUCUGCUCAUAUGAUUUUAAAAAAAUAAUCCCAAUAGAACAUAACAGGAUUAGAAACCCCACUUUCAGGAGGUAACCAGUUGGUUAUUUAUGAGCAAGGCUGAGGACUCAGAGCAACUAAGAAACAAGCUAGAAGGACUCAAACAUUUUUCUUCCUCUGGAUUUUUAGUGUGAUGCACUGACCACUUGCCCAUGCAAACUGCCUCCUCUUCUACUGGAUGACACAGCCUUACUAUCCCCAUACCUAGUUCAAAUACCAAUGCUGCAACUGACAAAUGCUACAACACAGCCCCCGCACAUUCUUCUCAAAAUCUACACCAGGGGCCCUUUUCUUGAAAGUUGGGAAAGAAGGUCUGGAAAGCGGAUGUUGUUUUUAUUCAAGCUCAAGGUUUCAAUAGUUUUCCAACAAUAAUUACGAUAAAAGUUUAUAAAACAAAAGGGACUGUGUUGCAAGCUAGGACCAGCAUUUUAAUUCUUUAGAAAAAAAAGUUAUUGGGAAUCUCAAGAAACGUGCCCCAUGACCUCUGAUUUUAAAGGAAAGGAAAGAAGUACCAAAACAGUGAUUAUGUUUUCAAAAAGAGUUUUUUGAUUCAAAAAUUAGGCUGACUAUCAACUCCAGUCGGAAAAGCGAACGUUUCAUCAAACAGCUCUGGAUUAUGUUGUCAAACUCCAAGAGGUCAAUGAGAAAAAGAAGUUUGAAUUUGUGGAAACUGUAAGUUGAACUCUCUUAGUUGCACUGUAUAAAUUACAUUUGAAGUGAACUCAGGUUCUUGUAAAAAGUGACUUAUGUAUGCCUGUAUCUUCUUGUUUUACGUGGACUUGUUUUUAAUAUUUCAAUAACAAAGCAUGGUUUGAGUUUGGAAGUCACGCUUAUGAUUUUUCCAAUAAAAUGUGAUAAAUUCAAGUCUAGCCUAAUUUUUCCUGCCUUUUUUUUCAGCUUUUAUCUUUUAUGUAUGGACACAUGACUUUCUUUCAUAGUGGUAAGGCUUUCAAACCCAUUUUUUUUUAUUUACGUCUAUAUUUGUUUUAUAAACUGUUAACUGAUUUUUUUUAUUUAGACAUGUCUUUUUCUGUUUAAUUUUUGAAAAAGGUCAUGAGGUUUUUAAGGACUAUAUGGAGUACAUGACAGAUCUCCAACUCAGACUUCAAAAUGUGAGUAACUCAUUAACUUUGUCCUCUUGUGUGUUAAUGUAAAGUAUUUUUAAAUCUUUCCAUGUACAGUAAAUCCAGCAUCAAUUCAGCUGUCACAUCUAUGUACGUACAUGUACCUUUUACUCAUUAACAAUUCAGUUUUGACUGCUCGAUUUUCUUUUUUUGAUUUGCCUUGUAGACAAGAGAAAGAUUUGAAACUACUAAAGAGGAAGCAGAAACUCUUAUGACUAAAGUGCAGCAGGUGAUGUAUCAAAAUAUUUAAUCACCUUCAAUUUUAUUCACCAGAUAACUCUUACAAAAUUAAUUUACUGGUAUUUAUACUAAAAUACUACAAAAGAUUUAAUUGUAAUUUUUUUUUUUAUCCAUAACAAAAAAAUCUUAAAUACUUAAUACAUUACUGCAAUAGCAAAAUUCAUACAUGUACAGUGUAUCACUGUCAGCUGCACAUUGGCGUUUUCCACUUUUACUAUGAAACCAAAUAGAAAGCUUUUACGUACAUGUUCUUUUUUUGAUACAUGUAUCUCUUUUCAGAAAGCACAAAGUGGUGAACUUCAGUAUCAUGGUGCUCAUACAAGACAAGGAUAUCUUGCAGUUCAGAAGAAAGGUUAAUGCCUAACUUGGGUUUGUCUUCUACAGACGAUCCCUUCAUCUGAUCUACCCCUCUAAUUUCUGGAUGCACCGUAUGUUGUAGAUGAUAUCCAUUCCUCAGGUUAAAGCGGUAUCCAACCUAGUUUAAUUCAUAAUUUUCUUCAUUUCUCACCCCUGAUACACUUGGAAAAUUCUGAAUUAACCUAAGAACAAAUUUCACCUUUAACACUAUGUCUUAUUUCACCAAGGGGGUGCAUGUGAAGUUUUAUUUGUGAUAAAAGUAGCAAGUGACUGACACAUUACAUUUGCUUCUUGCAUCUUUGAUUGUGAAACAACACUGUAGUUCUGAAGUAUUUGUCAGUAGCUACAUACCUGUUACAGGUAAAAAUUAAAUUCAGGUUAAAUUUUUUAACCUAGGUUGAUUUUCAAUUCCGUUUGUCUCCUAGCCUUACUGUGAAACUCACAAAACCGUGAACACCAGAAAUAUUUGUGUAAUGUUAUAGUGUUGCGAGAAAUGAGCCAAUAAGGCGCUAGAUAACUAAACUGCAAACAGCAACGGUAGUUAAUUUGUGGUUUGAGGUUUGCUUGCAUAUCCUGAACUUUAUUGUGAUUGGCCACAAUCAACAUUCCUGAAAUUUUUCAGGUGUUCACGGUUUUCUGAGUUUGACAGUAAUACAUACAUGAAUAAUUAGAGCUAGACAAUGGAAUUUGAGAAUCAAAGUAGGUCAAAAACUUUUAACCUGAAUCUAGUUUUGAUCUGUAACAUACCCAUGAACCUCUUAUUGCUGGCCGAGACAAAAUCAUGGAAAUUCUGCGUGUACGGUAUAGUGAGAUCAAGCUUAGUUUCAGUUUUGUUCGAAUGAGGUAGCUACCGAACCAAGUGAUAACUUAUUUAGAGAUGUGAGGAUGAAAAGCACUGACCAUGUUGUAAACCUGGACACUUUUAGGUAGCCUUGGAACUACAUGGAGUAAGCAUUAUUGCAUGUACACAAAAGAAAACAAGAUUCUUACAAUGAGACCUUACACACAGACACAAGGACGACUGGUAAGUGCACUCAUAAAAGCUAAAUGUAGAAUGAUUAUGCAAGGUUAAUUUAAAGCCAUUUACAAGUACUUAUUAUAAACACCUCUCCUUGUAUUUCAGAAUACUAAUACAGACACAAUGGUGGUCCAGUCUUGCGUGAGGUAAAAAAAAUGCAGUGAUUUAGUAUUGCUGAAUAUAGAUAUAAAGUAAAAUUACAUAUCUUGCAAAGAGCACGACACAUAAAGUUGUUUAUUAGUUAUAUUAAUAUUAACCUGCGAACAGCAGACGUUUCUCCUCGCUGAUCGCCGCUGAGGGAUGUUUCGCGAGGAGGAACGUCUGCAACUCAGUGACAGAAAUUCCAUACUGAUGACGCAAAAUCUGUCCAGAAUCCAGUCAGAAGUGCUAAUUGGUCGACGGCGUAGUUUCAUUGUUUUAGCUGUUGUUUACGAAUGACAGACAAAAGACAAAAGGCCGCAAAGGUCAAAUGUAAAAACGAUGAAUCUGUAACAAAACAGUCAAUAUUUGUGGAAUAUAGUCUUCUCUAGAGGAAGCAUUUGAGUUUUGCUGGAGCUCAUUCGCAGAUGAACACAACACUUUACCAAAAUCGACCAGGAGAAACGUAAAAUUGAGCAAAUUUGCAUUUGAAACCCCAUGACUACCGGAUUUAUUAUGUAAACAUUGAUUUUUGUCAUCAGUAUGGAAUUUCUGUCGCUGAGUCGCAGAGGUUCCUCCUUGCGAAACGUCCCUCAGUGGCGAUGAGCGAGGAGAAAUGUCUGCCGUUCACAGGCUAUAUUAAUAUGGAUGUCUUUGGUUAGAGAAGUUAGUAGGUAUUGAUUUGUUCAUGUGAUGUUUAAAAUAAUAUCUAUUGAAGUGUCAUGCAAGUUUUGGUUGACAUCAAAGAAAUUCAUUGAAAAAAAAGCCAGAUUUCUAUUAGUUGCCCAGUAAAUCUUGUGAAAUUUCUAAUGUAAGGAAUAACACUUCCCGAUACUGGUGCUUUUUUUAAAUCUUUUUUUUUUAAUCAGCCUGUAAUCAUACUAGUGAUUAAUGCAGGAGUCCAAUUUGUUUUAUAAUGAGUAUGUGCUUACAGUCUGAUUUGGGCAACACAAUGUUCUGUUACCAAUGUUAAUCAUAACUACAACAAAAUUUGUGAUAAUUUAAGCUUUAGUUAAAAUUAACACACACGAUCUUCCGAGAGUGUUUUUAAAUUAAAAUUCAAAAGUGUGUACGCAAUGGCAUGUAAUGCCCAAAUAGACAUGAUGCACAGUGUCCUAUUACAGUGUUCUGUUAAUGCUGAAAUCAGAGCUGUUGAUAGCCAAUCAGAUUUCAGAAUUAUAGUUGUGAUUAACUCAUAUUUAUUUGUUUGUUUGAUUUGCAGAAAAAUGACAGACUCAAUUGAUAGGAGGUUUACUUUUGAAAUAACUGCUCUGGAAAGGUUAACCUAUAAAAAAAUAGUUCUUUUUCUGUCAUUUUCAAAUUUGUAAUUUUCUGUUGAAUUAGUAACUCAAUUUCAUUAUUUUUGUCUUCAAAAUCAUUAUCCCUUUCCAGAUCUCAACCCAUUUUAUUACAAGCCCAAGAUGAAGAAGAUAGAAAAUCCUGGCUGCAAGCCAUGGAUGGCAAAGAACCUGUGAGUUACACAGUGCUCCACCAAGACUUUCUGAUUUGAAAUGGUUUCUGUCUCCCUUUUCAAAUAUCACAAAAUUCUGAAAAUAAGCCCCACGGCUUAUAUUUUCAAAGGCCCUCUUUGAGGAGCUUAUACUUGGAGGGCUUGUUUUCGGAAUUUUACAGUUUUUUCACAGCCUCACUCUGUAAACUUAAUUCACAACAAGCAUUUACAGUAGUUUGUAACAUUGUUCUUAACUGUAUUCAUCAAAAUAUAUAGUAGUUUUGAAUUUUUAAUUUUCUCACUGUUGCUCUGAGAAACCUGGUUUCUUGAUGUGGUUCAUGGUGCCAUCACUAAUCAUUUUUUCUGUGCAUGAAAAUCAAUUAAACCAAAAACAUCAAGCAGAGUACAUGUAAUUUGACACUUGGCAUAACUUUUUUCAAGUCCCUAUAAUUGCACCAGGCUUUUUCUUUGGAAAAGUCACUGCAGAAUGCUUAACCCAAACAUGUCCUCAGAUCACAAAUUUUAAAUGCUUAAAAGGGCUUCACACCUUCCCAUCUCUGUUUUACCCGAAGACCCCCCGUCCCUGCUUCAAGCGGCUUGAUAAUGUACAUUUGCAUAUAUCUUGCAUACCUAGUUUUUGUCUUCUGACUUGUAAGGUAAUUGUUUUUGUUUCUUUCAGCUCUAUAUGGACUCCAAUAGCAUCCCUAAAUUUAAAGAUCGUAAGUCACUUGGUGUUAAAAAUUUUUCAAGAACCAUGCAUAAAAUAUUCUACCAUUUGCAUUAUCAUUGUCUUUGCAUGAUGAUAGUAAAAUUAAUUUAUGCAGUUCCUUUCCUCAAACAAUAAAAGGUACCAUUUUUGUGCUUUUUUCAGAGGAAACUAAAGAUCUUGAACUUACUUUUAUCUCAAAGUGCAUUUCAGCAGUGGAAAAAAGAGGUUAGCUUAUUCAAUAUUGUCUUAGAUGUUUUAGUGUACAGAUAUCUGCAAUUAUUGCUAAUCACAUGUAGAUUGGAAACGUUCAAGAACAAAAUGGUAACAAAACCUUUAGUGUAACAACAGUUAGUUCUCAUGUUAUUUUGUGCAUUUUUUGUUUAAUAUUCCAGGUAUUACAGACCAGGGUCUGUAUAGAAUAGUAGGCGUCGGGUCCAAAGUUCAAAAUCUCUUACUUCAGUGUAUUGACAAGAAAAAAGUUUCACAAAUCGGCCUUGCAGAUGACGAUUGUGAGUGGGAAGUGAAGACAAUCACCAGUGCACUCAAACAGUACUUGAGGUGAAUAUCAAAAUUUUUGUAGUAAUCUGUUUGUGAUGCUGUAGUUAAAGUGACUGACUGUAUGAAAUCACUUUGUGGUAAAGCCUAGCCUACAAGCUCUAAUGGGGUGAAGGUGGGGGAGGUUGCUUUCCCUGACCCCUUCCCACAAAGAGCUUGCUCACAGGCUAGGUACAUGUAAAGCCAAAUUGUGAAUUUGUUAACAUGUUAUGUUGUAUUAUUUUUUUUUGUAGGAACAUGCCAGAGCCUCUUUUUACUUAUGAUUAUCAUGAGCAGUUCCUUGAUGCAGUCAGUAAGUAUUUUGGAUGCAGUGAUAUCUUUACAAUGUAACAUCAGCAUCAGUUACUUUAGUGACAAGUUACAGGUACUUAAAUAUUUUAAUUCUUUCAACUAAUGUAGCAGGCUCAUUUUUACUCAACAACUUAAUGUUACUCUCAUACUCAUACUUUAUUUAUACUCAAAAACCUGCAGCUCGCUAGACCCCUAGCUUAAGUAGCUGAUGUGUCAAGUUUUGAAAGAAAAAUACAAAAUUAGGUAAAUAGGAUGUAAGAACUGUAUACAUGAUAACGGAACUGAGAAGGGGAAACCUGUGUUGGUUUUUUGUAGAACAAGAAACUUAUGAGAAGAGGAUAGAGGCACUCACAUCUCUUGUGGCCACCAUGCCCGAGGAAAACAGAAAACUUAUUGUCACCAUCAUGAAGCAUUUAAAAAAGUAAGAAGCAAUUUAUUAAAAUGGAGAUAAUAUUUAAAGUCAACUGCUCAGUGGCUGGUCACCUCAAUGAGAGUAGAUCUAUUUCCCAUAGGUGUAGAGAUUCUCUGACAUGUGAGCAAUAAAAAUUAUUAUUAGCAUGAAACAGGCGUGGAGUACAAGGCACAUGUUACAAGGGAACAAUCACAUGUCUCGUGCUCCAAAUACACUUAUGCUAGCCUCGCCUGAAAAAUGUGAAAAGAUAGAACCUGUUCUGCAGCUUAAACUAUGUGCUGUGUUUCUUCAUUCACAGUCAUCCUAAUUUCUCUAUUGUGAGUUGGAUGCCUGUGCUUUAUUGUCUCAAUUGUAGGAUGUGAACAUAUCCUUCAGUUUUAUUGAACCCAUCAAAGACCCUUUUAAAACUUUAAAGUAACCUUUGUUUUACAUUGUGUCUCAUCUACCCUCAGAGUCGCUGCUCAUUCCAAUAAAAAUUUAAUGGCAGCAAGUAACCUAGGUGUAGUGUUUGGUCCAACACUAAUGAAAUCCAGAGAGGAGUCCAUGGCAGCCAUCAUGAAUCUUAAGUACCAGAGUGUAGUUAUUGAGCUACUCAUUAAAGAAUUUGACGCAGUAAGUUCUGACAUUUUCAACGUUGUUUUUUUACUUGAAGAUGGUCACACCACAGUAUUGGUGUGACAGUAUUUCAUCCAUGAAAUUGUUAGAACUACCGAAUAAUUAUCAUGUCUCCAUUUAUUAUUAACUCUAACUGAAGAGUAAAGGAGGUUAACCCUUUAAGCCCUAAGAAUGAUCAGCAUCAAAUUUCUCCUUGUAAUAUCAAUGCUUUGUAAAACAGAGAGGUCAUGAGAAUUACAGACAUGAUCACACAAGAUGAAUUGGGUGAUAUUUUAUCAAUUUCUCCCCACUACUUCUGGAGGAAAUGAAUUGGGACAACAAAUGAGAAUUCAAUUUUUGAUCAUAGGGUUUAAAGGGUUAACCAUGAAAUUUGUCAGGAAGUGGUAGAUUGCGUGACUCUAAUGACUUGUUUUAUAGCGGAGCACCAUGAUAUGGGUAAGAAAAAGUGGUUAUCUGUGCAUCCAAGAAAUUUUGGUUUCUGACAGAAUUGUCCAUAGAUACGUACACAUCUUCAUGUUAGCGAAUGUCCAAGACAUAUGUAAAUGGCAUUUAACUUGAUAUUGGACUUCCAUUUUAUGAUAAAUUGACAGCUGUCAAAAUAGGGUACCCGCUGACCAGUGUCACAUGACUGUAUUGCAGGCUCAGGUGUGCAACUCAUUGUGGCGAUAUGUUUUUUUUUUUAACUUCUAUGCUGACCAGUUAUGGUUUUCAAGUGAUUGCAGGCUCAGAAAACUUUACUUCAGAUAGAGAUUUCUCAAAAAGUUCUUGCAAGAGCUUCGCUUUUGGCCUUGGCUAAAUCUAUAUAUCAUUCAAACUGAUCACCUACUUAUCUUUUUUUUUGGCAGAUUUUUGGACCAGAUAGCCCUGACAGUGGCAAGAGCUCAAACAAUUCCCUGAGUUCAAAUUCAGUAACCAUUAAUACAAAUCCAUUCUUGGAUGAUGAACCAGAGAUCUCUUCAGAUAACAUCACCAAUAACAAACCUAAGCCUCCACCCAAGAAGAGAAACAGUGACGAUUCUACCACAAAACUGAAUGACAGCAGAAAUGUCGCACCUACCAAACCCCUCCCCCUCCCCACUAAGGCAUACCGUGCCCCACCCCCUCCAAGCAACAAGCCCUCCCCGGCUGUGAGGGCGAGAGUAAAGGCUAUUGUUGGAUCGGGUAAGGAGGGUAAAACAACUGUAACUUGUUAACAUUUUUCCUACCAUUUUGAAUAACAACAACUGAUGUGUGUUGCUAAAACUGGGAUUUGCAUAAGGAAGCUUGAUUUUGAUUUGCAAAUGAAGGGAAAUGAAGUUUGUUUGUCCUAUUCACUGCAGACAUUUUGAGUUGAUCAAAGUAAAUGUAAGGCAUUGAAAACCAUGAGUGUGUUUUAACUGGCCAAAUAGGAGACAAAAACAGACUGUAGUCAAAAGAGAUGGGGUGCUGCCCCCUCUUUUUUCGAAAAAAAUAAAGAUGUACUGGAAGAAAAGUCAAUAGACCAUUUUCGAUAUAUUAGAAUUCAAACUUGGCACUAAGGCUUGGGGAAUAAAACAAAAGAAAUGGUCCCCCCCCAACUUGGAAGAACGUUCUGCUGUCCCUUAGCCUCCCCGCAGACGUCCUUUGGGGUUCGUUUGGGGAGGCUAGCUGUCCCUGUGAUGGCAUCUUUAUUAGCAAUAGUUUUUAUUUGUUUUUAAAAUGUGAAAUAUUUCUUUUUUUAUUUGACUCAGAGGAGGAUCUAAGCAGUACUUCUGACUCAUCAAGUUCUAAUUCAUCUUCUCAAAAUGGUGUGAAACAACCCUUGUCACCAAGAGAGUUUUGGAAAGAGAAAGCCGGUGAGUGGGACCAGAAAGUUUCUGCCGGUAUUUCAACAAAGCAGUAAAAAAAAAGAAGCGGCACAGCGUGCAAAGAAAGUAGUGUCCGAUAGCCCGGGGCUAGUGGAUUUUGCUAUCGGGCUAGUGAAUUCUGUUUUUAACUUGCCCGACUGGUAAGUGAAGUAUUUUGAGGAAUUCAACUUACAGAAGAAUUGUGAAAUCAAUUCUGCUCAUCAAAAAAAAAAGGGGGCUUGUUGAAAUGACGUUUGGGCUUGAAUGGUAAGCUGUAAAAAUGACUUUCUUUGCACCCUGCGGCACAUUCUAAAAGUCUAAUUGACAAAUAAAAUAUUAAUGCAAGUCACACACCCACCAAUAAAAUAUUCAAUAACUUUUUUUCAGCUGGAAAACCAGCCCCACCUCCCAAAAAGCCGGAAGUUGUGUAAGUAAACUUACCAUUUUUUAAGCAAGAUGUACAGAAAAUUUACUGUUAAAACAACAGCACGUAAGCUUAACGUGGAACUGUUUUAUCUUGUCAGGCUACGAGAGCAAGUUUUUUUUUUGCUAGCUAAUUUAUUGCUACUAAUCAUGGUCACUUGUUAUCAUUGUGAAAGGCUGCAUGUUAUUUUGACUGUGUGCCAACACUUAAAUUGAAAGCUGGCAAAGUAGUUACGGCCUCGUUACACACAGACGAAAAGAAAACUGAUAUUUUGUUUAAAGUUCUUGAUAUUUUCCUUAACUUAGUCUACCAAUAUUAAACACGAAAAUGAAUAUGUAUCUGAUAUCAGAGUCCCAGAAUGGCUGGUUGUAUUGGAAAAUGAGGCACAGUCGUAGUUUUGAAUAACACAGCAUUUGAAAACUAAGAUUGUUAUUUCGAUUGCCUAAUUUUGGAAACAAGACCCAAGACAGUGCUUUCAAUUGAAGAGAACAUGAGAAAAGACGCUGCAUUUUAAAUGCAUCGUUAGUUUUAAAUCAGUUAAUUAAUUGUCCACAAUCUACAAUUUGCAGUCAGCUUUUAGCCCAGCAGCUGUUAUUUGCCCUGUGCAUGCUUUGUCUGUUGGCUUGAUGCUUUUAUUUUGCUUGUUUGCUUGUUUGUUUUAGCGCUGAGUUUAAAAGCAGAUUUGAUGCAGGCUCUUCACGACCGUUUUCUAUGAUAGAUCCCACGUAAGUUUUAAAGAUUCUUGAAAUCUAAAAAUGGCAGUUUCCUCCUGGAGUGGUUUAUUUAUGUUGUAUCAUUCUCGAAAAUUAAGGACUUAUCAUUUCCGUUUUUUUUAUAUUUUUGUUUGUGGUCUUGAAGAGCAGCCACAGUUGGAAUUUAUUUUCUGUUGCUCUAGCUGGUCAUCUCUUGCUAUCUAAGCAGGCGUAAAAAAAAAAUUAAUAGCACUUUUAUCUAACUGAUAUUUGCAAUUUACUCUACUAAUCUUACUAAUCCCUACUGCUCUCACACCAAGUUGACGCGCAUAAGCUGUUUACAGAUUGAUUUCAAGUCUUCGUAGCUAGCGGGAGUAACCCACUCUUUCGCCAGCCACACAGAUUUUAAUACGUUGCUCGCAACCUUUCCUUAAAAUUAAUUGUAUCCUUGUAGUGUUCGGCUGUUUACAUUUUUGUACCGAUAUACGAGAUUACCAAGCUGCCCAUUUUACUUUUCGUCCUGUAUUUUUUUUCUUUCCCGUUAACAACUUUUUCUGAACUGGUCUCGAAGCAUUUACUUGUUAAGUAUGGAAUAAGAGCUCUCGUAACAGCGUUUUUUAAAAAUGCCUGCUCAAUUGGUAUGGACAAAACAAAGUAAAAAAAAUUCAUAACGUCAGCCGUGAGUCUCUACUUCCUAAAAUUAUGUCCAUAAAUAUUAAACCCUAAACGUGAUUUAUUGGAGAUUUAGACUGGUUCGGUCUCUUGAAUUACACCAUGGGAUUGGUUGGGCGACGAUAUUAUUUCUUUUAAGGAUUCUUAAGAAGAUGCGUAGGAAGCCAAAAUUUACCGUCAAAAACAGUCCCAUAAAGCAUUGCGUAAUAGCGCCGACCCAGUCUCGAGCGGAAUCUGAAAAUGACCAAUGUUGGCCCGUUUAUAUUUUGUUGUUACCAGGGACGACUCAGCGCCCGUCAUCCGCCGUGUCAGCAGUCAGGGUGGGAGCCUCAACAGGGGACUGCAGUCUUGGGGGACCGGUCCACCCCCUCUCCCUCGGGAACCACCGCCGCAAGAAGAGCCACAACCAUCUCUACAAACUAAAACACCGAAGUAAGAAAUAUGUUUAGUCUUGGUAAACAAAAAUACUCAUAGUCUAGUGGUAGGUGUAAGCUAAGUUGUAACGAAGGAGCGAAUCCAGGGGGUUCCCCUGGUGCUUGUGUACCCCCUCCCCCUCCUAACCCAGCUCUUUCUGAAUUUGUUUGGAUCUACCUUGACUGGGCGCAGAUUUGUUAAAAAUAUGGUUGUAUUUCUGCCUUCUUCUCAGCAAUAGCGACGAGAAUUUUUUCUAAAAAUAUCAGACAACUUAAAAAAAACAAGAGUUUAAAAUCGUUUUUCCAUGUUAACAUGUUCGUGCGAUGUUAAGUUUGUAUUUAAAGUCGUAGUGUUAUAUUUUAAAUGAAUGGUCAUUUUUCUUUUCUUGCUACAGGAAAGUUAAGACUAUAUAUCCUUGUGUAGCGGAAAACAGUUCGGAGCUUUCUUUCGAUGCUGGUCUUGUCAUCACUAACGGUAAGCCAAAUACUCAACACUGUUGCUGUAGUCUGGUUUGGUUUUAAAAAUGGCUCCAAACCAAAUGAAUCUAGGGAGCCUUUUUGAAAAGGUCUCUUUUGUCUUCCUUUCAGUUUUCCCGUGUUUUUUCUCCGUGUCUUCCCUUUCGCACCUGGCUUUUUAACGGCAAUGUCGCAAAGAUUUAGUCCUACUUUCAAAUCCAGCUGAAAGACGCGUUCUGUUAAUGAAAAUUCAAAUUAGUGGCAUAGUCGUCAGCGCUGUAAAUUAUUAGGCUAGUUUGAGAAAUACUGUGAAAAAGUGUUUCUGACUAAUGACGAAUGGGAAAGAAGUGCAAAGAAUUUUUGAAAAGUCGGAGUGGAGUUUUCAAGAAUAGGUGUGUUACUAUCGAAGCGCAUCUUGCUUAAUUUUAGACUAGUUAAGACAAAGAAUUGAAAAAAAUUAUCGUUUUACUGUCCUUUGAAUGAGCUACAUGUUCUUUCUUGUUUUGUCCUUAGUUCGACCUUCAAAAGAACCAGGCUGGUUGGAAGGAACAUUAAACGGGAGGACAGGUCUUGUACCAGAAAAUUAUGUCGAACCCAUAACAUAGCUAAGGGUUAAGUUAUAAUAGAGCUAGAUUAUUUUAAUUCUUAAUGAACAGAGAAGUCAUUUCUAUUAUAAAUUGUACUUAGAAUUACACAUGAUUGUCAAUAUUCCUCCUCAAACGAAAGGUGAGAAAAGACAAUUUAUGACUUAUUACGUAGAGGAGUGUAAAAACGGAUUGAACCCUUAGGUCGUCGAUGUGACGUCAUGCACGCCCGUAGCACGUGGACAUCUCAACAGUGUGAGCUGUUGUUAGCUAAGAGGAAAAAUCGAUUCCCGCACGUGCCAAAAGUAUGCCUAACGACACGUGCGUACUUCGCACGUAAAGGACAUGACAAGGCACGAUUACACUGUAAUUGGUACAAGUUAGCUUUUAAAUCGUCUUACAAAAAGAUAAAACGGGCUGAUUGAAGUCCAGUUAUUGAAGCGAAUGUAAAAUAAGUUAUCGGUUAACAAAUGGAGAGAGUCCAGUUUAUUAAUUUCUCCUAAGGAGAGACAGCCGUGAGGUUUCAAUAUUGCUGGCCCGUGAGGUUUCAGUAUUGCUGGAUUUCCAAAAGCUUAGUUGAUAGUCCUAAGUCGCGAACUAGAAGGGAAAGCGAUUUAUAAAUCUUGCAAGUUUUUUAGCGUUAUUUUUACAUUGUAGGGCAACCAACACAGUUAUGCGAGAAGUGAUCCUCUCUUUUAUGUAGUGCCAGAAAAAUCGCGAAGCACCGGUUAUUUUUUCGAGACUACAACGUUGGUUCAAAUCCUUUUUGUAAGCCUGGCCAGUGAUUGUCAAUUCAUAUUCUUUCGUGUAGUUUAACACUACAAAUCAAACUCUUGCUCUACUACCAUGUGUCUAAAUCAGGAACAGUGUCAAAUUGAAGCUUGCUUCCUUUCGUGUUUCAUAGGUCCAAUUUUUAAACGGGCCGCAAGAUAAAAUUUUCUUGUUGAUUUUCACUUAACUUUACUAAACCUUGUCCUUUCUUAAGUUCAAAAUUCAAAGGAAUAUCAAACUUAUCCUGUAUUAAGCGAUUUAAUUGUGCGAUUUCAAAGUGGAGGUAAUAUAAUGGUAAUUGAACGUCGUAUGGCGCAGUCAUAGUAUGAAAUCGUACUUAUGAUUUCAAUUUGAACUCGUGUAGCACACCUGUUCGAUUUUCAAACCACGCCUGUGAUUUUAGACCAGGUUAUACCCCAAUUACUGAAUUCUUAUCGGAGGCCUAGAAAUCAAAAUUCCUUUUCAUGUCUACUGAAGUCUAUUUGUGUACUUUAAUCAUCUGCGUUUACUGACCAUUUUAGUUUAUACCCAGAAGGUGUCCACAGGUUCAGAUAAUAUUAGAAAAUUCAACGGAACUACACGAAAGCGCUUGAGUUAAUUCUUAGUGGUUGCACCCUACCUUUUUGUACUGUGAAAAGUGCACUUUUCCUGAAUGCGUACUUUAGAGCGUUGGUUGCCCUCUUUUCGUUUUGUUUUAAAGUCUAACAAUUUGACAGCAUGUAGUCAUGCGUCAGAAGGGGAUUUGUACCCGGCGAUAAGCUUGUUCUAUUUUUUACUGAUGAUAACAAAUUAUGUAAGCGAAGGAAAUGCGGAGAGAAUGAAAAUUACGCUGUCGUAGCUGCCAAUUUUUUGGCUUGCUAAAACCUUAAAAAUCUUGAUCUACUCCUUGAGUUUUCUUGUGAAACGUGUUCUCGCUAAUCGGCACAUUAAAAUAUAGAUGUCAUCGUGCGAUCGAUGAAAUCAACCGUUGAAGAGGUGCUUUUUAGACUGCAGUGUUGCGCGCCGAGUUCCAGUUUUUGCUUCAUUAAUAUUGCAAUAUUGCAGCAGGGCAUAAAUGGAUACUUGGUGCAAUUUGAACAUGACUGAAACUGCAUCUGGAGUCUGGAACUUCAGUUGUUCUGUUAAAAAGGUUCUGAUGCGGCGGCAUACUUUCAAUUUUAUUAAAAAGGAAAACGCGUUUAAAAAAUGAAACAUGAUUUUAACGAGAUCUACAGCAAAAAGUCUGCGGUCUUCUUGAUGCUGUGAUAAACAGUUUUACGACCCUAACAACAAAAACAUUGAAUUUGUAAUUCAUGUAUUAGUUUUCAUAAUAUUAGGUCAGUAUUAAACCGCUUCCUUGUAGCUCUAAGUAAGUUUUGAAACUGGUAAUGUUUUAAUAGUUUAAUAAUAAACAAGUUACUCAAAGGGAGUAGCUUGUGGGUAAAAAUUGUGGCGCCGAUGCUUUUUCCCGUUAAACUGGACUUUAGUUUAAUCUUACUGAUCACUGAUCACUUUAUCAGCAAUUACAAUGAGUUGGAUCAAAUAUUUAAGUUUCGAAAAUAAAGAUGGCGGCCACUUCCAUUUGAAUACUUCAGUUAGAAAACGUAACGGUGCCGCGAAAAUGACGUCGCAUUCUUAAAGACUGUCCUUAGAGCAAGAUUUGUAAAAGGUGAACGUAGCCAUGACAGGAAAAAACGUUAUGUGCUACUGACAAUUCUAAUAACAAAUGGCGGGAAAUCGUAGCGGCGCCACGACGCAACGUCACAUUGAUACUGAUGAUUCUAAUUGGAACACUGAGGAAGCUGGCUUCUUACGUCUGAAUCACCGGGAAGUGUGGUUGUCUGUUAAUAGAGACGCUUUCCAUCACUAAGGGUUUCCCAGUAACCGCGUCAGCUGUAUAAGUAGGCAACCUUAAAAACCACAAGUGACAUUUUUAUACAUACAAGCCGUGAAGUGUUCGUGGUUAUAGUUGCCUUGGUAACUGUGCAAGUAGAUAGCAUUUUAGUGUAGAGAGUGUAUAAAAGAUUAAAUACCCAAGGUUAUAGAUGAUAUUCCCCCCGUGUCUUGGCAUUUUGUUGUGUCAAAGCGAGGGUGGUUGUCAAAGUCAGAAUUUUUGGUAUGUAGAGCGGACUGUCAGUUGAUGCCUGACGUAACCCUUCUUCCCUAUUAACUUGCAGGAAAGUUUACGCGUAAAUAGAGAAAUCUGAUUAUACUGUGCAUAUGUAGAGAGAAAAAAGUUGAAAGAAAUUAUAUUACAAAUGUCUUAUACCG
Porites lobata is the source of this 20267-nucleotide messenger RNA. The record is from the annotation of a GenBank genome assembly. NCBI's taxonomy places the organism in Eukaryota, Metazoa, Cnidaria, Anthozoa, Scleractinia, Poritidae.